CCGAAGGGGAAGUGAUUUAUGAGAAAGAUGGUCAGCAAAACCACAGUCACUGUUUUGUCAAUCAUUGCUCUGUGUCUGUCGUUUGCAGACGCUCUACCUCGCUUACCUCAUCUGAGACGUUGUCGAUGCAUUACCCGAGCAGAACAAUUGCAUUCAUCAAUGAAUAUCAGCAACAUUAAAAUCUUCUUUAAACAGGGUCUAUGUCCAAACAUUGAGAUCAUUGUCAACUUGCGAGAUAAUAAAAGGAUUUGCUUGAACCCUGACUCAGAAGUUGGGAGGAAAAUGAUUUCUUUUAUGAAAAAGAAAACGAACAACUGAAUGAUCGUAUAUGCAGAAUAAUGGAAAAACCUUGUAUUGCAGACUAGUUGCUCCAAGAUUUCACAAUCAGUUGAAGACAUCCAUUCAUUAUUAGAUGAUUGAAAUAUCUUUUAUUUAUAAUGUGCUUUGAAUUCUCAUUUUUGCACUUAAUAAAUUGACCAGUCUAUAGCAAUAAUAUAAAUUGGCGUGUUCUUAAGCUACAUACAAAUUCUUUGAAAUUUGUUGUAUUUAUCAAUAUUGCACUUUUAAACUUAUAAUUCUGCUGACACUGCAUUUGAUACAAAUAAGCUAUUUUAGAUUGCUAGACUCAACAAAAUUAUUUGUUAAUUUUUAAUCCUCAUAUUAAUCUAUAUGAUUCCAGCUGAUCCUGCUUCAGUAGCAAAAAGCUUUUAAGUUCUGAAUGUUUCUGCUUUUGUAUGCCAAGUGUAUGUGCAUUCCUUC
This is a messenger RNA of Hemiscyllium ocellatum (epaulette shark), 759 nucleotides long. Its product is annotated as C-X-C motif chemokine 10-like. Gene Ontology annotation, molecular function: chemokine activity; CXCR chemokine receptor binding. Gene Ontology annotation, cellular component: extracellular region. The record is from RefSeq and is a predicted model, not a curated record. NCBI's taxonomy places the organism in Eukaryota, Metazoa, Chordata, Chondrichthyes, Orectolobiformes, Hemiscylliidae. Gene Ontology annotation, biological process: inflammatory response; neutrophil chemotaxis; antimicrobial humoral immune response mediated by antimicrobial peptide. The coding region runs from base 19 to 318 and encodes 99 amino acids. The transcript has 4 exons.